Molecule: messenger RNA, 2022 nt
Organism: Helobdella robusta
Lineage: Eukaryota; Metazoa; Annelida; Clitellata; Rhynchobdellida; Glossiphoniidae
Exons: 14
Coding region: 1-2022 (673 amino acids)
Biological process (GO): regulation of membrane potential; potassium ion transmembrane transport
Cellular component (GO): membrane
Molecular function (GO): voltage-gated potassium channel activity
Source: RefSeq, a predicted model, not a curated record
AUGCCGUCUCGACGCUGUUUGGUUGCCCCGCAAAACACAUUUGUGGAACAUGUAUCCAAAUUGUGCUACACUCAAAAUAGCACAUUUCUCGUAGCCAACGCACGAAUAUUCGACAAUCCCAUCGUCUAUGUGAGCGAUUGUUUCUGCGAAUUAACCGGUUUCAGCAAAUUCGAGCUGCUACAAAAGAGUUCAUCCCUUACUUGGAUGCACGGAGAGCUAACAAGUGCCGAGUCGAUUCAUCGGUAUAAGCAAAUCCUCGAAAGUGGUGUGUCGGAUCAGGUAGAGAUGUUACUGUAUCGAAAAUCCGCCAAGCCGACGUGGUUGUCGUUGCGAGUGGUCCCGAUCAAAAGUGAGAAGAGCAGCAUCAUCCUACUGCUCAUCAUCGUCAAGGAUGUCACCAUCCUCAAACAACAUGUCGAAACUGAUAACGCUAACGCAGGUUUAAGCAAGCUAGCCCGCUUUGCCACACUGAUGACGCGUUUGAAAACCUUACAGCCACAACUCAGCGCAACAACAACAGCAAUAACGAUCGACAACAACAUAACUCCAAUCCCGACCUACAAGCAGGAACCGCCUGUAACACCUCCAAACAUCAUCCUUCAUUACAGCUUUUUCAAAACAACUUGGGAUUGGAUUAUCCUGAUUUUAACCGUGUAUACCUGUAUCCUGACACCCUACUCUGCCACAUUUUAUAACAGCCGAAAUCCCAAAAUGCUCGUAUUAACGAUCUUUGAUAACUUGAUUGACGUCAUUUUUGCCCUGGACAUACUUUUGACCUUUCACGUGACGUUGGUUGGACCGUCUGGUGAGGUCAUUUCCGAUUAUAAUAUUAUCAGGAAGACUUAUCUGAAGAGUUGGUUCAUUGUUGACCUAAUCGCCUGCCUGCCGUAUGACUUCAUUUCCGUUCUAUCAACCAAUGACGACUACAUAGACAUCGUAAACGAGUUGAGUCUAGCGAGGAUGUUACGAAUAUCGAGAGUGGCUCGGUAUUUGGACUCGUAUGUCGAAUACGGAGCUUCGGUACUCGUUUUACUCAUCGCCCUAUUCGUACUCGUUGCUCAUUGGUUCGCUUGUAUUUGGUAUAGUAUCGGUUAUAGCGAGUCCGUGAAAGGAAUGAAGAACAGUUGGUUACAGCUGCUAGGCGAAAGCAUCCACAUGAACUUCACCCUGGUAAACGUGUGGGCCGGCGGACCCGACGAAAUGAUGAGUUACAUGUCUGCAUUCUACUUUACACUAUCGAGUAUGACGACAAUCGGUUUCGGUAACAUCUCUGCUUCGACCGAUGCCGAAAAGAUAUUUGCAUGUACCAUGAUGAUAUUUGGAUCUCUGUUAUACGCCACUAUCUUUGGCAAUGUCGCGACAAUCAUACAGCAGAUGAAUUCAACAUCUGGCCGAUACCAUGAGAUGUUGAAGAACGUGAACGAGUUCAUGGCCCUGCAUGGCAUUCCUGAUGAGUUGAGCGAGCGAAUCAUCGACUUCAUCGUCUCCACCUGGUCCAUUACCAGAGGAAUUGACGCUGAAAAUGUACUCAGCUACUGUCCUGCCGACAUGCGGGCGGACAUCUGCGUGCAUUUGAACAGAAAAGUUUUCUUCGAGCAGUCGGCGUUCCGACUUGCAAGCGAGGGGUGUCUGAGAGCCCUGGCCAUCCACUUCAAACUGAGUCACUGGGCCCCAGGGAACAUGUUAUUCCAUCAGGGAGAGAGCCUCGAGUCCCUUUGUUUCAUCGCAUCCGGAACACUGGAAGUCGUGCAGGACGACGAGAUUGUCGCUGUCCUCAGUGCUGGGGACUCGCUCGGAGACAUAUUUUGGCGGGAAGAAACGAUCGGAUUGUGCAGCGCAAACGUCAGAGCACUGACGUACUGCAACCUGCACAUCAUCGAUAGGAAUUCGUUAUUGGAGGUCUUGAGAUUCUACCAAUCAUUCGCAAAUUCAUUCGCCAGGAACUUAAAACUCACCUACAAUCUCAGAAAGAGAGUGCGAAAUAUUGCUUUCAUUUAUUUAUUUCAUUUAAUUAUUAAAUAA